AUGAUCCUCCUCACUCACAACAUGCUCGCCUCACCCAUGAAGGAAGCUUCGAAGCAGCUGCACCUUAAGAUAGAGUGCGAAGAGAAGGUAGAAAAGGAGCAGGAGUACAACGCGGAUUUCCUCAACAGAAUGAUUGAGAGGAUCGAUUGGAACUCCUUCUGCGCUGCGGCUCAAUCGCUGGACGUUGGAAACGGUUUGCCUGAAUCGAAGGAGCAAGUAGACAGCUCGAAUGAGGAGCAGAUGAAGAAGAUACAUCACGCUCUCAUGGAAGUCGAUGUAGUGAAAGGGAGCCUCGUGUGCACAGAGACAGGACGAAAGUUUCCGAUUGCAGCUGGCAUACCAAACAUGCUCUUGAACCAAGACGAGUUGUAA
Molecule: messenger RNA, 372 nt
Organism: Guillardia theta CCMP2712
Lineage: Eukaryota; Cryptophyceae; Pyrenomonadales; Geminigeraceae
Exons: 3
Coding region: 1-372 (123 amino acids)
Biological process (GO): peptidyl-glutamine methylation; rRNA (guanine-N7)-methylation; tRNA methylation
Molecular function (GO): protein heterodimerization activity
Source: RefSeq, a predicted model, not a curated record